AUGCCGUGUCUGAUCGAGAUUCGUCCCGGGGCGGGAGGUGACGAGGCAGGACUAUUUGCUGCGGAGAUGCUCCGCAUGUAUACAUCGUUCUGCUCCAGCCGAGGCUUGAGAACUACAAUCAUAAAAAUGGAGGCAGAGGACGGAGUCGGUGCGGGCGCGGAGGAGCGUCUGUCUGAAGUGGUGAUGGAAGUCGAAACCCCUGGGAGCUAUAACAUACUACGGACUGAGGCAGGAGUGCAUCGUGUUCAGCGAGUGCCGGCCACAGAGGCAAAGGGGCGAACCCAUACAAGUGCCGUUAGCGUUAUGAUAUUGCCCAGUUUCCCUGAGAACAACCAAGAAGACAGCCCCCUGAACUUUGAUGAUCCGAAUUCAGAUUACUACGUCAACCCCCAAGAUGUGCAAUCUGAGAAAUUCCGAGCCAGUGGUGCUGGUGGCCAGCAUGUCAACAAGACUGAGUCCGCAGUGCGGCUCACACAUAUUCCUACGGGAACAGUCAUCUCUAUGCAGGACUCCCGUUCCCAGCAUGAGAAUCGCAGGAAGGCCUGGCUGUUGCUCAGAGCCAAGUUAGCCCAAGCCAGGAGAGAGGCGAGAGAGCAGGAAAUGAUGGAACUACGUCGUGGUGCCAUGGGCGGCGUCAACAAGACUGGCAGAGGAGAUAAGAUCCGUACAUAUAAUUUCACACAGAGUCGAUGUACAGACCACCGGAGCGGCAUGACGGUACAUAAUAUUGGUAAGGUCAUGGAUGGAGGUGAGAACCUUGAAAAGAUCAUGGAGAGCGUUCAGAGCUGGCUUGUAGACCAGGAAGUCGAGGCCCUUUGCCUUGAGCAGCAAGCUGCCACUGCUGAAGGUAAGUCGCCUCGCAAAGCGACUGCUUGA
This is a messenger RNA of Trichophyton rubrum CBS 118892, 876 nucleotides long. RefSeq lists its product as uncharacterized. NCBI's taxonomy places the organism in Eukaryota, Fungi, Ascomycota, Eurotiomycetes, Onygenales, Arthrodermataceae. The transcript has a single exon. Gene Ontology annotation, biological process: translational termination. The record is from RefSeq and is a predicted model, not a curated record. Gene Ontology annotation, molecular function: translation release factor activity. Bases 1 to 876 code for a protein of 291 amino acids.